Messenger RNA from Mycena indigotica, 1047 nucleotides. RefSeq lists its product as uncharacterized. The record is from RefSeq and is a predicted model, not a curated record. NCBI's taxonomy places the organism in Eukaryota, Fungi, Basidiomycota, Agaricomycetes, Agaricales, Mycenaceae. The coding region runs from base 1 to 1047 and encodes 348 amino acids. The transcript is spliced from 5 exons.
AUGAACUCCCAUUCCAUCGGAUAUAUAGAGCGCCGCACAGAUAACGCUGGCCCUCUUCCCUCCACACUCCAUACCUGCCGGUCCUGGCACUGGGAUGCCAGCUGGGUGCCCGACACUCCUUCCAAAUCUCGCUGCGACUCUUCCACUUCAUUCAUGCGCUCUGCCUGCCCAGUGUUUGUGCUCGGCGUUCUGGUCAGCCUCCAGGGUGUCUGCGCACUGAACUUCAACCCAUCUGACUACCAAGCCGCCGUCGGGCGGCAGGUCACGGUGACUUGGACGACGAGUAAGGGCGAUCCAUCGACGGCUGAUCUGCAGCUUGUAUUGGAUAACAGCAUUGUUGCGGCAGAUGUUGUCGAUGUGGGAGGCUUUUUCCAUCUGUUCAAGAUCGCUGACACUGUUCAACCUGGUGAUGGAUAUGCGUUCAAAUUUGUGUCGACGGACGGGAGCGCGAAGCUGCUCGCUGAAAUCGGCACUUUUUCGAUCGCUUCGGGGGGUGGUGCGCAGACCUCGCCUGCACAGACGACAUUCCAUGAUCCCGAUUUCCCCACUUCGCCGGCGUCCAGCAGCGGUAUUUCGACCACAAGGCCGUUCAGCUCCAGCAGCGCGAGCCCACCGCUGGCCGGGUCAUCAAGUCCCGGUCAGUCUUCAUCCUCGCUGGUCUCGACCGGCGCCGGAACAAAAAGCUCCACAAGCAUUGGACCGGAGUCGAGCGGUGCGGCUACGUCCACCCGCGGCACCGCCCAUCUAUCUUCCUCCACCAUCACCGCGAUCGUGGUCGUCGCUGUCCUGCUUCCACUGAUCGCGGGUCUGGGGCUGUGGCUAUGGCUUCUUAGACGCCGAAGGGCAGCGGAGGACGAACCGAACGCCGGCUCGUCGCGGACUCCGCGUGUGACGCCGUUUAGAAUGCUCCCAUCGACGGCACGGAGACACAGCUCAGGACGCCGUGGACCGCCUCGUCUAGUCGCUUCCCAUGGACUGACGUGGAGAAAGGACUGCCGCACGAUAUACGAAGUAGCCGGGGCCCCGAAAGAGAGGUGGUGGCGCUGA